Messenger RNA from Tachysurus vachellii, 1638 nucleotides. RefSeq names its product interferon-induced protein 44-like. The coding region runs from base 458 to 1357 and encodes 299 amino acids. The record is from RefSeq and is a predicted model, not a curated record. The transcript has 7 exons. Lineage: Eukaryota; Metazoa; Chordata; Actinopteri; Siluriformes; Bagridae.
UUAUUUUUACUGUUAUUUGAUCUUUACAUAAACAUUUUAAUCUUAAAUUAUGUCAAUUAGUCUUUAAGAAUUUUCUUGGAUGUUGAACAGAAGUUAAUUAAAUAUGGACAUGUGUGUAUGUGUUUGCAUCUAUUAUGAUUUUGCAACUGGGAAACAAAUAUAGUGAUAUUCACUCUUUAGAAUUUAUACAACUUACCAUUUAUACCAUUAGAAAAUGUAACAAUUAUAAACUUAUGGUUAGAUUCUAACUGGAUUUCAUUGUCUUUGUACAUUGGCUUUAGACAUUUUCAGUCCAAUAAUGAAUUCUAUAACAACGGGAGCUCUCAGAUUUAUAAUUUAAGUAGAGAUGUAUACCUGUGCAGAACAAGGAAAUAAAAACAUACACUGCUCUUCUGUUUAGUUCAUUUUUAAUAAUCCAGAAUUUCAAGAGAAAUUUCAAAAGAAAUAAUUGUAUAAAAUGGGACAAACACAAUCAGCUCCACCUCCACGUCAACCUUCACCUCCACCUCCACCUCCCAAAGUUGAAUUUGAUCGUCCAUGGAGGAAAAUGCCUUGGGGAGAAAGGGACAAAAUUGAACAGAAACUGAGGACAUUCAAGCUCAAGGGAACAAGUGCUCAGUUCGUCAGGAUUCUGGUUGUUGGUGAAAUCGGAGCAGGAAAGUCCAGUUUUAUAAACUCAGUCAAUAAUGCUUUCCAAAGACGAAUCACCUCUGGGGCUCUUGUUGACAGGGCAGGAGGUACCAGUUUCACAAAGAUCUACAAAACUCAUUAUAUUGAAGCAGAGGGUGGCUCCAAUUUGCCUUUUGUUUUUAAUGAUAUUAUGGGACUUGAGGACAGAGAGUCUGGUGCAAAAGCAGACGACAUCAUCAGAGCCAUAAACGGGUUACUUGAGGAAGGAUACAAUUUUGAGAAUACACGUGUGACAGACGUUCACUACAGAAGCAACCCAAGUGUCGAGCAGCAAACCACAUGCCUGGUCAACAUUGUUGCUGCAGACAAAAUAUCAAUGAUGAAUGAUGGGGUCAUUGAAAAGCUGAAAAAAAUCCGUCAGGCUGCUACGGAACAGAAUAUGCCUCAAGUAAUCAUCAUGACAAGAACAGAUGUAGCAUGUCCACUGGUUCGGCAGGACUUAAGAAAGAUCUACACCAGCAAGAAGAUCAAGGAGAAGAUGGAAGUGUGUAGUAAUACAGUGGGGAUUCCUAUGAAUCACAUUUUCCCUGUGAAGAACUACCAUGAGGAGAUAGACACAGAUUAUGUUAUGGAUCUUCUGAUUCUCAAGGCACUUGAUCAGAUUGUGCACAUUGCUGCUGACUGGUUAAAGAAAAAACCAUUUAAAUGUGGUGAAGAAACUGAGUAGGGACUCAGAUCACAAUGCCUCUGUGUAUUAAUGUAACCCAAAGUGAUUUACACAGCAUUUAAAAAACACAGUAGGAGACACGAUUACUGCUGAUUGGAGAAGAGAACCAAGUAUGUAUUGCUAAAAUAAGUGUUAUGCUGUUUUCAGUAUUUAUGGAGCACAUUAGAUUAUUUUACUUUAGUUACAGUUACUGAUUUAAUCAACCCUAAAAUGUAAGUGAGGAAUUCUAUGUAAAUGUUAAUCUUACAAUAAAAAAUAAAGUUUUUACCUAAAGAACAAAA